Molecule: messenger RNA, 2991 nt
Organism: Myxocyprinus asiaticus (Chinese sucker)
Lineage: Eukaryota; Metazoa; Chordata; Actinopteri; Cypriniformes; Catostomidae
Product: tribbles homolog 2-like
Exons: 4
Coding region: 876-1919 (347 amino acids)
Biological process (GO): regulation of MAP kinase activity; positive regulation of proteasomal ubiquitin-dependent protein catabolic process; protein phosphorylation
Cellular component (GO): nucleus
Molecular function (GO): ATP binding; mitogen-activated protein kinase kinase binding; protein kinase activity
Source: RefSeq, a predicted model, not a curated record
UCGUCAGGCUGGUGUAACGCUGUGAGCAUAUUAGACGUGCCCGACCAAAUUGAGAUAUUACACAGUCGGACGGUCAGGCUGGGGGACACGUCUGAUGUGUGAUCUAAUUUCUAAAGGGACCCUUAUUGCAAUUCAAAGGAUUAGACAGCAGCAAAGGACCAAUUAAAGGAAUUCUUCUCGUGGUUCUUUUAUUUCAGCGCUGUCACCAAUUCAUCCUCUGGUUCAACUUUCUUUGGACAAUUCUCUUAUUUGUGAAACACACAGUUAACUAUAUUCAGUACCAUCUUAUAGAGCUGUAUUUUUUUAUCCGGGCCACGCCACCGCGAAUGAUCUUAAACUUUAUCCGGCUAUUCAGCGAGGUUCGUGAAAACCAAAAAGCAAAGGAAAUAUUGCCCAUGCAAGACGCAUUCAUUCAGCGGGAAUAAGGAACAAAGACAUUCGUGCCAACAACAGAAGCACUCUCCGGUGGGUCACUUUGCUUACAGAUGUAAAGAGGGGUAAAAAGGUUUAUGACUGAAAAGAACCCCGAAGUGCAUUAAUUUCUGCAACACACUUCAAAGUCGGAGACCUUUCAAAGUUGUCUACUGUAAAAGUCACGCGCGUCCUUUCAAACGGACGAAUUUUUAUUAUUUUUCCUUGGCAAAGUUUUUUUUCCUUUUUAAUAUUUUAUAUAUAUAUAUAUAUAUAUAUAUAUAUAUAUAUAUAUAUAUAUAUAUAUAUAUAUUUGAAACUACAUUUGACAAAUUCUCCGUCUUCGUUCCAUUAAAUUUUGUUUACCCCUUUGGAAAUAAUGACAAGUAGACAGGACUAAGUGCGCCUGUAGUUUUCAUUGUUCUGUUCUGGAGAGGAGCGGGUCCUUUGUCUCAAGCAGCGAGAUGAGUAUGAACCUGUCAACUCCUACACCUCCACUGAGACUGAAGCGAGUAGACUUUGAGGACUCUCACAACACCGAUACCUUCAAAUGCAAGCGUCGCAGGCUCAGUCAGCCUCCCUCGCCGGGUCUCGCGCCCUGUCUUCGCCCCCUUUCCCAGAGCCUGGAACAACAAGGGUCGGAGGAGCACCAUGUCUCACGUAUCGGAACCUACAUCCUGCUGGAGGCUACAGAAGGAGCUCAGACAUUCAGAGCGGUUCAUCAGGUCACAGAGCAGGAGUACACGUGCAAGGUGUUUUCAAUCAAGAAGUAUCACGAGUUCAUCGCACCCUACACACGCCUGUUGCCACACAACAACAUCUGUAAGAUUUCAGAGGUGGUGCUGGGGGAGAACAACAUGUACAUAUUCUUUGAGCGUAACUAUGGAGACAUGCACUCGUAUGUGCGCAGCUGCAAGAGACUGCAGGAGGACGAGGCCGUGCGGCUGUUCAUUCAGAUGGCAGCGGCAGUCGCGCACUGUCACGAGAACGGCGUCGUUUUAAGAGACCUGAAACUGCGCAAGUUCGUGUUCACCGAUCCGCAGAGAACAAAGCUGGUCUUGCAAAACUUGGAGGAUUCUUGUCUACUAAACGGCAAUGAUGACUCACUGACAGACAAGCAUGGCUGUCCGGCCUACGUCGGCCCGGAGAUUUUAAACUCGCGACACUCGUACUCAGGGAAGGCUGCCGACGUGUGGAGCCUUGGUGUUGUUCUCUACACCAUGUUAGUAGGACGUUACCCAUUCCAGGAUGUGGAACCCACAGCACUGUUCAGCAAAAUUCGUAGGGGUGCGUUCACCAUCCCGGACACUCUUUCACCCAGGGCUAAGUCUUUGGUGUGUUGUAUGUUGAGGAAAUCUCCUUCUGAGAGGCUCGAGGCUGGAGAUAUUCUUUUCCACCCUUGGCUGCACUGUAACAACAAUAUAUCCCUCAGCCAGCACUCCAGCACCAGGCACUCAACGGAUCAGGUGGUCCCUGAUUUUGAACCGAGCGAGAGUGAAGAUUGUUAGGAAUUCCACAAGGGGGAAAUGAAAGUGCCUCCUUCUUUCUGUUUACCUCCCUGACUCCACAGUCGGGGGGGUAGAGGGGGGUGGAGGAGCGGACUCUACAGAGAGAUUGCCUCAUAAGGUAUGCAGAGUUCAAGGGCAUCGAAUGGAACAGAUUCCAGAUACUGUGGCAGGUUAAUAGCAGUGCUGUUUUUCACCCAGCAGAGGACUACUGGGGUUUUCGGGACAGGCAGACAGAAAGACGUAACUGUGUUUUUGCCUACGAAAAUACCCAUUUGUGGUGAUCUCAAUACAUGGAGGGCUUGUGUUGGACACAGGCUGCUAAAAACUCUCCUGCCUAGCAGACAUUGAUUUACAGCACAGUUUGGAUUGAGUCCAGAAAGAAAAUCGUGACUUCAGGUUCAACAGUAUUGUUUAAUCAGUGCAUGGAUUUCACCCAUUGUAAACCCGUACUGUUGUGUAAGAGUCUGAUACCUCUAACUUCAAUCCUGCCAUACUUGAUGCACACUGUGUGCCUUUUAUGUACUGUUUACAUAUUUCUUGCAGUGGAAAUACAGACAUGACUAUUUAAAGUGCCUUUUCCCCCAGUAAAAGAGCCAGUGUUGUUGUUGGACUUGUCGAAGUACCAAAGAUUUGAGUUUUUCCCAGCCAGAGCAUGUGGCUCGGCAAAAGGUUAGCGCAAGUGCUCAUGUUUCCUUUUUAUGUGAAGAAUUCGAAAAGGUUGCGUUUUCUGCCAGUUACAUCCAAUUGUAAAUGUCAUCUGUUAGACUAUGUAUUUCUGCAUUAGAGCAGGUUGGACCUUGGAGGAUGUGGAGCAAAAGUUGACAUGCACCGCAGGAAAUAUCCAUAUAAUGGUUUUGCGGUGUGCCUGUUGAGCAAAACAAAGGCUUUACAUACACAUUGUUUGUGAUGCCUGCAUGCAAUGCUUUGACCCUAUUUUGUUAAAGGACUUGUCAAUUUGUAGAUAUCUUUUUUGUUACUAGAGAGAAGUGGACACUACAUGUUGUUUCAAGGGUUGUUGUACCUGUAAGAAUAGUAUUUUGUUGUUGCCAGUACAAAUAAAUAAUAAAAACUA